Anastrepha ludens (Mexican fruit fly) is the source of this 2217-nucleotide messenger RNA. It is a transcript of the gene Cpsf73, whose product is annotated as cleavage and polyadenylation specificity factor 73. Lineage: Eukaryota; Metazoa; Arthropoda; Insecta; Diptera; Tephritidae. The record is from RefSeq and is a predicted model, not a curated record. Gene Ontology annotation, molecular function: RNA binding; RNA endonuclease activity; 5'-3' exonuclease activity. Gene Ontology annotation, biological process: mRNA 3'-end processing by stem-loop binding and cleavage. The transcript is spliced from 7 exons. Bases 126 to 2180 code for a protein of 684 amino acids. Gene Ontology annotation, cellular component: mRNA cleavage and polyadenylation specificity factor complex.
GCGGUAUUAAGAAUUCGCCUUGGCGGCGUUUGUGAAUUUAUUGUCUGCCAAGUAGUAGAAAAGUUUAUGUUUAUUCAUAACGCGUGUUAAUUUUCAAAAAAAGUAUAAGUUCUUACUUAAAGAAAAUGGCACAACGUAAUGAUGAUAGAGUGCCGGCAGAAGAGAGUGAUCUUCUUCAAAUCAAGCCACUGGGAGCCGGUCAGGAAGUUGGGAGAUCUUGUAUAAUGCUUGAUUUUAAAGGCAAAAAGAUUAUGCUUGACUGUGGUAUUCACCCCGGUUUAUCUGGUAUGGAUGCCCUACCGUACGUAGACUUAAUAGAAGCUGACGAAGUUGAUCUGCUCUUUAUAUCACAUUUUCACUUGGAUCACUGUGGAGCUCUACCAUGGUUUCUCAUGAAGACCAGUUUUCGUGGGCGCUGCUUUAUGACACAUGCCACAAAAGCAAUCUAUCGUUGGAUGUUAUCGGAUUACAUAAAGAUUAGUAACAUCUCAACCGAACAAAUGCUCUACACAGAAGCCGACUUGGAAGCGUCUAUGGAAAAAAUAGAAACUAUAAAUUUUCACGAAGAACGAGAUGUUAUGGGCGUACGUUUUUGUGCAUACAAUGCUGGACAUGUGCUAGGCGCAGCUAUGUUUUUAAUUGAAAUUGCGGGAGUUAAAAUCCUCUACACUGGCGACUUUUCUCGGCAAGAAGAUAGACAUUUGAUGGCUGCGGAAAUACCACCCAUUAAACCAGAUGUGCUCAUUACUGAGUCCACCUACGGUACUCAUAUACAUGAAAAGCGUGAAGAUCGCGAAAACCGAUUCACCUCAUUGGUACAAAAGAUUGUGCAACAGGGUGGGCGCUGUUUGAUACCUGUGUUCGCCCUAGGUCGUGCUCAGGAGUUGCUGCUCAUAUUGGAUGAAUAUUGGUCACAAAAUCCUGAGCUGCACGAAAUACCCAUUUACUAUGCAUCAUCGCUGGCCAAGAAGUGUAUGGCCGUUUACCAAACAUACAUUAACGCAAUGAAUGACAAAAUUCGACGUCAAAUAGCUGUGAAUAAUCCGUUUGUAUUUCGACACAUUUCCAACUUAAAAGGAAUCGAUCAUUUUGACGACAUUGGACCGUGCGUUGUAAUGGCUUCGCCUGGUAUGAUGCAAAGCGGUUUGUCACGAGAACUAUUUGAAAAUUGGUGCACAGAUCCCAAAAAUGGAGUCAUUAUUGCUGGCUAUUGUGUGGAAGGAACUUUGGCAAAAUCCAUACUUUCGGAACCAGAGGAAAUAACGACAUUAGCUGGUCAAAAGCUGCCUUUGAAUAUGUCGGUCGACUAUAUUUCCUUCUCUGCGCAUACCGACUACCAACAAACAAGUGAAUUCAUUCGACUCCUCAAGCCUCAACAUGUGGUUUUGGUUCAUGGUGAACAAAACGAAAUGUCCCGCCUGAAAAUGGCGCUACAGCGCGAGUACGAGGCAGACACUUCUACAAAUAUCAAAUUCUACAACCCGCGUAACACACAUUCGGUGGAGUUAUACUUCCGUGGCGAAAAAACAGCCAAAGUGAUGGGUAAUUUGGCGGCUACUAAACCGGAGGUUGGCAAAAAACUAUCGGGAGUGCUGGUAAAACGCGACUUCAAGUACCAUCUCCUGGCAGCCUCAGAUCUAUCAAAGUAUACGGAUAUGAGCAUGUCCGUUGUAACACAAAGACAGUCCAUACCAUGGAAUAGCCCGCUAGCCACUUUAAAGUUGUUAUUAGACAGAAUUGGUGGGGUAGGCACAACCGAAAUGCUCGAGGAGGAAAAGCGUUUACGCGCAUUCAAGUGCAUCGACUUAAUGGUGGAGGGAAAAAUCAUUGUCAUGGAAUGGCAGGCAACACCCGUGAAUGAUAUGUUUGCCGACUCGGUACUCGCAUGUGUUAUGCAAACUGAAAUGGGUGGUACCAACAUAAAAGGUGCUACUGCGCCAUCUAAAUCAGAUCGCACACAUUUCAGAGAAUGUUUGGUGGAAACUCUACAGGACACAUUUGGCGAACACUCAGUACCAAAAAUGUUUAAAGGUGAUGUUUUGCCGGUAACAGUAGCGGGAAAGCGUGCGGAAGUAAAUUUGGAAACAUUGCAAGUGCAUUGUUCAGAUGAUGAAAGCUUGCGGCAAAUCGUUAAUACGGCGGUACAAAAAUUGCACCAAGCUUUGGUUGCUAUCCCUUGAACUAUCAUUAUAAUAAAUUUUAAAUUAUACAAAACUA